Parnassius mnemosyne (clouded apollo) is the source of this 2400-nucleotide messenger RNA. The record is from the annotation of a GenBank genome assembly. Lineage: Eukaryota; Metazoa; Arthropoda; Insecta; Lepidoptera; Papilionidae.
AUGGGAAGACGUAAAUUAUUGGUGAAUUUGGGCAAAACGGGACGACAAUGCGAUAUUAUGAACCGAGAAGAUCUAUUACAACUUAUCGAUAACAACCGUGAAACUAGUUCUGAAAAUCCGAAACGACCUUUUAAAGAAGAUGAAAGCUUACAGAACAUAAGCGAUGGAUUUUUCGACAAAAAUGCUGUGUUGGCCGAUGAAGUUAUUGAACAUCUUAUAGAAGACCUUGAUGUGUCAGCGAUGAAGACAAAUGAGUAUCAGUUAACUUCGCAAGAUAAGUCCCCAUGUUCUGUGUACUCUAGGUCGGUCACACCAGUUCACUCUCAAUCUGAAAUACAAAUUAAUUCAGAAAAUGUUUAUGUUGAUAAUAGAGAUUCUCCGAGCAAAUUAUCGGAUACACCAACGCCCUCAGAAUACAACUCAUUUACUUCAAGUCCGCCGCAUCCAUUAUCAGAAUUAGAUCAAAAUAUCUGUUUAAUAAACUCAGGCAGGCCAUCGAGUAUGUCACUAAUUUCAAACUGUCAAUCUUCUAUAAGCAACACUAGUGAUGCUUCUUCGGCGGUGGAGGCAUCAAGUGAAUGUUCUACACCUUCGUCGUUAAACGGUAGAAAAAGACGUCAGUUCAGUAUUGAUAGAUCAAAGAAAAGGCGAUUGAGAAAUAAAGACAAGUGGAUUGAUACAAGACGUAAAUUACUAUUAAAUUCAGGUAAACAAUAUCAGUCCAGAAAUGGAAAAUUGCAACCUGCGAAACAUCUUAAGCCGGCAUGUGUUAUUUGCAAGUUUAACUGUAGCGCAAAAAUAUCUCACGAAGAUAGAAAACUUAUCUUUGAUCGUUUUUGGGAUCUCUGUGAUCACGAAAAGCAAUGGGUUUUUAUAGGUAAAUAUACAAAACGUUGUAUGAAACGAAGAAUUACUACAGAGAAUGAUUCUAAACGCCAACACAGUGUAAACUAUACACUUCCAAUAAAUUUAAAAGAAACCAGCCCUAGAACUGUAAAAGUAUGCAAAACAAUGUUUAAGAAUACGCUGUCGGUAAGUAAUCAGUUUAUACAGAGUGCUCUUGAUAAAUAUGACAAAAGUACUGGUAACUGUGAAAAAGACUUCAGAGGUCGUCAUAACAAUAAAAACGAGGUUUGUACAGCCGCCAUAAUAAAAGGUGUGUGUGGUCAUGUAAACUCGUUUCAACCAGUGGAGUCACAUUACACAAGAAAAGACACAAACAAAGUUUACUUGGCUGAUUUAAAUUUCUCCACGAUGUUUAAGUUGUACCAGACUUGGGCAGAGGAAAAUAGUAUUGUGGAGAGGGUACACACAGCGCGCCAGUACCGAGACAUAGUUAACAAGGAAAUGAACAUAGCCUUUUAUAUUCCUAAAAAAGACCAGUGCGACGUGUGUAUAGCAUUUAAAAAUUGCCUUCCUUCACAAACCAGAACACAAGAUCAGUACAAUAAACAUAUACAAGAUAAAAAUAUAGUGAGAUCUUUGAAGAAACAAGACAAAAAUGAAGCUACUUCUAAUCCUGAAACUGUAACUUCGGCUACCUUUGAUUUUCAAAAAAUUUUGUCGACACCACACGGAGAAACCAGUUCAUUUUAUUAUAAGCGUAAACUUUCUGUCAUUAAUUUUACUGUUUUUGAUAUGGGACUUAAAAAAGGAAUAUGUUAUAUGUGGCCUGAAACUAUAGCUAAGCGGGGUUCGAACGAAGUAGCUAGUUGCCUUUAUAAUUUUAUACAACAAUCAACUAAUAGAGGCAUCAAAGAUAUCCGCCUGUGGUCCGAUAACUGUGGCGGUCAGAACAGGAACCGUAUUGUGUUUCUGAUGUAUGUAUACUGCUCUCAAAAGUAUAGCAUUGAUAUUCAUCACAGAUUUUUGGAGAAGGGUCACACCCAGCAAGAAGGCGAUAGUGUCCACGCAUUAAUUGAGAAAUCGUCGAAGAGAAAAUUCAUUUUUUGUCCUGAAGAAUGGUAUACACUCGUUCGGUGGUGUAAAACGUCCGGCGAUGCUUAUGAGGUUAUAGAAAUAACACAAGACCAAAUUUUGGAUUUCAAAAUAUGUUUAUAUGAUUUUAAAUUGACAAAAAAUACCGACAAUGAGAAUGUUAAGUGGAAUCAAGUUCGAGAAAUAGUCGUUAAAGCAGAGAAUCCUUACACAAUAUUUUAUAACUAUGAUCUAAAUGACGAAGAACUCAAGCGAAUUGAAUUGGUGCGAAAAGUAACUACUCGUUCCCACCGUGGCUUUAAUGAUCCCAAAAAAUGUUAUAAUGAACCCAUCAUGAUUACAAGUGCCAAGUACAAAGACUUAAUAAGCCUCUGCCAGCAAAAUCUGAUACCUCCUAGAUAUCAUAACUUUUAUAAAAAUUUGAAACAUAGUUCCUGUACUGACGGUAAUGAGACUGAAUAA